AUGCAUUGGAAUAUCGGAGUGAUUUCGAUAUUUCUUUGCACGAUUAUAGCUGUUUGUGGACGUCGAGAUGCAUUUGAAACUAAAUGCAAACGAACUUGCAAUACUUUGUACGGUUCACUUGGUUGUUGGUCAGAAACAGCUGAUGGCUUUGCCUAUGGUUUAUCCACAGCGAUGAUUGACUAUUGUCAAGUGAUAUUAAAUAUUCGUCUUCUUACUAGUGAAACCGGUAGUUGGUAUAAUGCUAGUCAUGCAAUACUCGCAGAACAAAUCAAACAAUAUUCACUUGAGGAUAAAGACGAUGCUAAACAAUUAACAAAAGAAAAUAUCGAACAAAUUGCAACUUCCUUGUUAGAAAGCUGUUUCGAUUCUUCAUCGCCUAUUACUUUAACUGAGCCAUCAUGUCCAUCGUGUUCUGAAGAACAAUUGAAAAUAAUAAAACAAUGGCGUCUUUCCUCUAUAAUAAUUAUCUCAAUUGGUGCACUAUUCUUUUUUAUAACUGUAUUUUUAUAUGCUUUUUAUAAUCAUUAUACUAAUCGUUCUUAUACACCACUUGCGUAA
This is a messenger RNA of Rotaria socialis, 558 nucleotides long. The record is from the annotation of a GenBank genome assembly. NCBI's taxonomy places the organism in Eukaryota, Metazoa, Rotifera, Eurotatoria, Philodinida, Philodinidae.